GUUCACUGAAUCACAGAUAUGACUAAACGGCGACACUGACACAAACUAACCGCCGCUCGUGCAGGAGUUUGAUACAUUGUUUCAUCCCGCCGCGGAUUCUAGUUUUUAGUUUGAUACAUUGUUUCAUUACGUCUGCGGAUUCGAUUCUUUGAGACAGUGUUCCAUUCGAAUCCGAAUUCUUUUUGAUACAUUGUUUCAUCCCGCCGUGGAUUGGAAUUAUUUUUUGAUCAAUUUUACUAUUUCGCCGCGGAUUCGAUUUGUUUGAUACAUUGUGUCAUUCCGGCGCGAAUUGGAACUCUUGUUACAUUGUCAUCACGCCUGCAGUGAUUGUGUUCCUGUGAUGAUAAUGAUGGAGCGCUGGAAGGGGAGAGUCGCGCUGGUUACCGGAGCUUCUGUCGGUAUAGGAGCGGCUGUGGCUCGCGCUCUGGUCCAGCACGGGAUGAAGGUGGUCGGGUGCGCUCGGAACGUGGACAAAAUCGAGAAGUUGGCGGCGGAGUGUCAGAGCGCAGGGUACAGCGGUAUCCUCAUCCCGUAUAAGUGUGAUCUGUGCAAUGAAGAAGAGAUUCUGUCCAUGUUUUCCGCCAUUAAGACGCUUCAUCAGGGAGUGGACGUGUGCAUCAAUAACGCCGGUCUGGCACACAAUGAGCCUCUGCUCAGCGGACGGACAGACGGCUGGAGGAAUAUGAUUGAUGUGAACAUUCUGGCACUGGCCAUCUGCACACGGGAGGCCUAUCAGUCCAUGAGAGAGAGACAUGUAGACGACGGACACAUCAUCAACAUCAACAGUAUGGGUGGACACAGGAUGGUGUCCAGCGCUGAUGAACACUUCUACUGUGCCACUAAAUAUGCCGUGACUGCAAUGACAGAAGGACUGAGACAAGAGCUGCGGGAGGCCAAAACACACAUCAGAGCCACGUGUAUAUCACCUGGAAUAGUGGAGACUGAGUUUGCUUUUCGGCAUCAUAACAGCGAUCCGGAGAGAGCCGCGGCUGUUUAUGAAAGUAUAAAGUGUUUGAAAGCUGAAGACAUCGCCAGCGCCGUCACAUACGUGCUGAGCGCUCCUGCGCAUGUUCAAAUCGGUGAUGUGCAGAUGCGGCCGGUCGACCAAGUGUCGUAGGAUUAACAUGAGGGACACCUGCUGGCUAAAACACGUGUAACAACUAGAUUUAAAGAACUGAUUGAAGGGAAUUUUGUUUGCAGAUCAGAUCAGAUCAGAUCAAAAGUGUGAAGGACGCAGUGAUCUGACGCCAUGCUCGGGCCGGAGAGCACGGGUUUACCUCCGUUUAACAUUACCGUCUCUGCUGCUGUCUCAGAUUUAACAGGAAAGUCUCUCUGCAUUGUUAAAAACACACUACAAACUGGAAGACGUGAUGAUGUGUGUUUGACAGCCUAUGCAGAGAUGAACUGCACAUUAUUUUGGCCUUUUUUUUUUUUUUUAGGUCAUAUUGCAUAGGGGUCUGUUGAAGAGUGUGACGGGAAGUCCAUUGUUGCCGGUAGUAUGGAGCUAACUAUGUGACAAAACUAUUUGAAUUUUAUGAAGUCGAAUUGGUGACAAAAAUAUUUUUUAGUAAACAAGUACAGUUCAUAUAUAAGUACACCCAUCACAAAUCUAUAUUUUAGGUUAAUGGUUAUGCUAUAGAAUAUUAUAUUUGGGCAUAUUAGAUUAGAUAGAAUUGGAUUAUUCAUCAAUGAAGCCAAAUCUGUAGAUAAUCUAACAAAAUAACUGUACUGUACACUCAAAUGUAUAUGUUAGGGAAAAAUAUUUGAUAAAAAUUCAACAACAAAAAAAAA
This is a messenger RNA of Danio rerio (zebrafish), 1791 nucleotides long. It is a transcript of the gene dhrs11a, whose product is annotated as dehydrogenase/reductase 11a. The record is from RefSeq and is marked provisional. Gene Ontology annotation, molecular function: 3-beta-hydroxysteroid 3-dehydrogenase (NADP+) activity; estradiol 17-beta-dehydrogenase [NAD(P)+] activity; oxidoreductase activity, acting on the CH-OH group of donors, NAD or NADP as acceptor. NCBI's taxonomy places the organism in Eukaryota, Metazoa, Chordata, Actinopteri, Cypriniformes, Danionidae.